Ophidiomyces ophidiicola is the source of this 2916-nucleotide messenger RNA. It is a transcript of the gene MTR10, whose product is annotated as Nuclear import receptor. Gene Ontology annotation, biological process: protein import into nucleus. NCBI's taxonomy places the organism in Eukaryota, Fungi, Ascomycota, Eurotiomycetes, Onygenales, Onygenaceae. The transcript is spliced from 8 exons. Gene Ontology annotation, cellular component: nuclear membrane; cytoplasm. Gene Ontology annotation, molecular function: small GTPase binding. The record is from RefSeq and is a predicted model, not a curated record. Bases 1 to 2916 code for a protein of 971 amino acids.
AUGGCAACCAAAGGCAGCGCUCCGGUGCAGGAGUUUGCUCCUGUGCUGGCGGCGCUGGCGACGAUGCAAGGAAACGCAUCGCGUCAGGAAAAGAACCACGCCCACGAGUUCCUGGAGCACUUUCAGAAAUCAGCGGAAGCCUGGACCACAACGCAUGCGAUCCUCCAGUCCCCAGACUUGCCGAUUGAGUCGAAGUUGUUUGCCGCCACGACGUUAAAGGGAAAGAUCAUAUACGACCUCCACCAAUUACCUGAAUCGUCCCUACCAGCCCUGAGGAGCUCUAUUCUCACGCUCUUGACGUCGUUCAAGUCGGGCCCGCGGCCCAUACAGACACAGCUAUGCGUUUGCCUGGCCAGCCUGGCGGUGCAGAUGAUAACCUGGAAAGACGUGCUUCCCACGGUUGGGUCAGCCCUGGGCAACGAUGCUGGAGAUUGUGUUCUGGAGUUUCUCAAAAUUCUUCCCGAGGAGGUUACGGAAGGACGAAAAAUCAACCUGACUGAAGAGGACCUAUCGUCUAGAACGAAGGAGUUGUUGGAAGAUAAUGCGGAACAAGUGUUGACCCUUCUUACCCAAUACUCACAAUCAUCGCCCGCCGCUGCCACCAACCCACACCUGCUGGAAUGCAUUACUUCCUGGAUGCGUGAAAUACCUGCCUCGCGCGUUGUCGCCUCGCCUUUAUUAGGGGUGAUUACAAAAGCACUUUCGGAAACAAGAUCCUUCGAUUCAGCUGUGGAAUGUAUGUGCGCCAUAUACAGGGACACCCUUGAAGUUGACGAUUCGAUGCCUGUCAUCCAGGCGGUUUACCCUCACUUGAUAGCGUUAAGGCCUAUGAUUCGCCAAGCAGCAGAGGACGAGGACGUCGAAAUGCUGCGAGGUAUCACCAGGUUAUUUGCAGAGGCCGCAGAAGCCUGGGUGGUUCUCAUUGCCCGUCUGCCAAACGAAUUCCGCAGCUUGGUUGAGGCGGUGCUGGAAUGCUGCGCGGUCGACAAAGAACGAGAUGCUAUUUCCAUUACGUUUGUUUUCUGGUACGAACUGAAGCAAUACUUAACUCUGGAUAGAUAUGCGAGCGCCAAAACGGCCCUCUCCGACGUGUACUCGAAGUUAGUGGACAUCAUGGUUAAACACCUGGAGUUUCCGGUCCCGGACAGCGACAGUGGAGAUUUGUUUGAUGGAGAUCGAGAGCAAGAAGAAAAAUUCAGAGAGUUCCGCCACGCGAUGGGCGAUGUGCUGAAAGACUGCUGUGCUGUCAUUGGGGCUUCGGAGUGUCUAGGGAAGUCGUAUAGUCUGAUACAGGCCUGGGUCGCGAAAUACGCAACGCAAGCCAGCCACAAUCACGUACCUCAUUGGCAGGAACUGGAGGCUCCGCUGUUCAGCAUGAGGGCCAUGGGAGGCAUGGUGGACCCUGAAGAAAGCUCCGUCCUCCCACAGAUUAUUCCCCUUAUUGUUCAGAUACCAGAUCAAGAAAAGGUCCGCUUCCAGGCUAUCAUGGCUCUUGGAAGAUAUACGGAGUGGACAGCGCAGCACCCCGAGACGCUGGAGGCGCAGCUCAACUAUGUUAUCUCUGGCUUCCAGCAUAAGUCGUUGGAGGUGGUACAGGCCGCUGCGCUGGCUUUCAAGUUCCUAGGAACCGAUUGCCAGAAGCUAUUGGGGGGGCAUAUCCCUCAGCUCCAUACGUUCUAUGAGUCGGUGAUUGACAAUUUGAAACCUUCGAGUCAGGAAGAGGUCACGGAGGGCGUGGCGGCAGUUGUUGCGGUCCAGCCGGUUGAGAAGAUAUACGAAACGCUGAAAUUGUUCUGCGAUCCGCUCAUGAGGAGAAUCAUGAACCUAGCUAAUAACGCAAAAGAUGAGGAUGGCCAGAAAGCAGUCGCUGACCACCUUCAGCUUAUCACGAUAUUCAUCCAAAACGUCUCCCCCUAUGUCAGCCCCAAUACACCGAACCCCGGGGUGCGAUACUGCGAAGAAAUUCUGCCGGUGCUAAGCACGAUCGUCAUGAACUUCACAGGAUCCACACCCAUCCUGGAACGGGUCUGCCGGUGCUGGCGAUACAUGAUUAUAUCGUACCGCAACGCCAUGAUCCCACUGCUCCCCAAUUUAGCGCAGAGUAUCUCGGCUGGAUUCCAGGCGUCCAGAGAAGGAUGCUUCCUGUGGGCCACGGAUGCAGUGGUUCGCGAAUUCUCAGCUGGAGCGGAGUACGUGGACCAGCAGACCAGCGACGCAGUGUUCCAGUUCUUCGAGCAGCAAGUCGUACAGUUCCUCCGCAUUCUGAAUGACCUGCCGCCGAAUCAUCUGCCCGACAUGAUCGAGGACUUCUUCCGGCUUCUAACAGACGCAGUGCGGUUCUUCCCCAAAAGCACACUAACGUCAGAGCUCGCGCAGCCGAUCUUCUCGGCGGCGCUCAGCGCACUCACGCUCGAGCAGCGCGACCCGCUGACGGCGACGCUGCACUACGUGCGCGACGUGCUGAGCUUCGGGUUCGAGCAGGCGGCGGUGUCAGAGUUCACGGGGCCGAACGGCGAGCGGCCCAGCACGGCGCCGGAGGUGCGGGCGGCGGUCACGCAGCUGAUGCAGACGCAGGGCGCGCCGCUGGUGCAGCGGGUCAUGACGGGCAUGAUGUUCUCGUUCCCCGCGGAGUGUUUCCCGGACGCGUCGGGCGUGCUGAUGGCGCUGUUCGAGCUGCUGCCGGCGCAGACGGCGAACGCGGUGGGUGCGACGGUGCAGCUGCUGCCGGCGGGCACGCUCAAGGCGGCCGAGGGCGAGCGGCUGCUGAAGAGCCUGACGGAGCGUGUGCGGGCGGGCGACCAUCGCCGGAUCCGUGCGCUGCUGCAGGACUUUACGAAUUCGUACCGCCGACGGAAUGUGGCGCCGCGGGAAGGACUGGGGAAGCUGGAGGCAGCGCGAUUCCGGUUUACGGGGUGA